AUGGCUCGUGGCACUGCAACGGCUGUUGCCCUUGUGGCAAGCUGCUUCCUUGCAGGUGGCAUCAUGUUUGUGCCUGGAUUCUUCCCGUCCACUGCGUCAUUGAACUCCUCCAGCGCAGUUGGUCGCCAGGCCGAGGCCUCGCGCCCGUCCGAGGAUGCCACGACGGCCAGCUCGCUGCAGGGGCUACUGGGCGGCCUCGUGCUCGGUUUGGUGCUGAGCGCGGCGACCGCCUCUCCAGUCCUGGCCGAGGAUGCAGCGCCGGCGCCCAAGCAGCUCUCGGAUGAGGAGAUCCUUGCCAAGGGCUGCGACAUCCGGGUGGACUGCAAGACCAAGGAGCAGCAGUUCGCCUAUGCCAAGGCUUACUACAGGAAGUACAACAGGGAGAGCGAUGGCAAGGACCCCAAGUACAGCGCCUCAUCCACUGGUGGCGGCAUUUACCGCAAGUACAAGAUUGACCAGUACAUCAACAAGUUGACCGACGAGCAGAUGCCUGCCGAUGGCACUUACAAGAUCCGCCCCGAUGCCGUAGCCUUCCAGCCAAUCUGGGAGAAGUACAACAAGGACCUCGUUGAGCGAGUUGAGAAGGUCUACGGGAUUUCCGAUGAGCCCAUCCGCUGGAACGGCGACUACUACGACAACAAGCUGAGCCCGUACAAGCCCGCCCUCGGUUGGUACAACAAGUGA
Molecule: messenger RNA, 684 nt
Organism: Symbiodinium pilosum
Lineage: Eukaryota; Dinophyceae; Suessiales; Symbiodiniaceae
Source: the annotation of a GenBank genome assembly